This is a messenger RNA of Porites lobata, 23077 nucleotides long. The record is from the annotation of a GenBank genome assembly. Lineage: Eukaryota; Metazoa; Cnidaria; Anthozoa; Scleractinia; Poritidae.
AUGGCGGACCUCGAGGCGGUUUUGGCUGAUGUUUCCUAUUUAAUGGCGAUGGAAAAAUCGAAAUCCACGCCGGCCGCACGUGCGAGCAAGAAAAUAGUGUUGCCUGAUCCAUCGUAUGUAGAUUAUUACGAUCGCUUUUAAUUCAUAUCCCUAGGAUUGAGUUUGUUAACCUGAGAAUUUAGGUCUGUUCCAUCAACGACCUUGUUGCCUUUAUAUUUCCAGUGUUUACCAUGUAAUGCACAAGUAUUUAAGCGAAAGAGGAGAGGUCCAAUUCGACAAAAUAUUCGAUCAAAGGAUAGGUAAGCGAAUCGUUCCAAAAGUAAUGUAUAGUUAGGCUGCUGUCGUGUUUCUAACGCGCUUCCUUUCUCGAAAACUAUAUAUGAUCAGUGUAGUAUACCUCGUAAACCAUGCUAUUCAUUUAGCUUUUAUGCUUUUUCGACGACGCUCUGACGGAUGUAAUCUUCUGUUUCAUUUUCAAGGUUAUCUGGUCUUCAAGGAAUUUUGCGAAACCCAAUGCGACGAACCGGUCCCUCAGCUGGCAUUUUACGAAGAUGUGAGUGAGCGAGCUUUUAUAUCUUACAUUAAUUUAUUUAUUUACCUUUGUAUUUUCCCAACUUUGUGCAGGAAGCUGCUAAGCAGCCGCAAGUUUACAAGAAUAUUUUCUUGAGUGGGCGGGUGCUUGUUGUGCAAGCUUAACUGGAGAAGCGUGAUAAAUAGUCGUCAAAAAUUUCUCAGAUAGCCUAGCCAGGUUGUUAGCUCAACUUAUUGCUGCAAUUCGCGAGCAAUGAAUUUUUUUGAGUCAGCUGUAAAUUGUGGCAGCUUUUUUCGCCUACUAGAAGACUUUUUUUUCUGGGUCGCCAAAAUGAGCUUGCCAUUCGUUAGAAAAUAUACAGUAUUUGCUGUGUUUCUUUUUUUUGAAAGCUCGUAUUUACUGCCCAGUGACUGUGGAAAGGAAGUGCAAGGGUGUAUUGUAAGAGGGCAUGUUGGAAUUGUCAGCCACGGUUUACAACUAACACAAUUCCACUUCCUGCCUUUAUAUUCAACUGGCACGAUACUUAAUGCGCCAAACUAGAUCCUACGCUAAAUAAUGAAAACCAACUAAUUUCUCGGAGUUUGGGAACUUUAAUUGCUUCGUUUUUUGCACGAAUUAUAAAGAUGUUCCCUUUGUGCCCUCGGAACAUUUGUUUUGCCGUUGAGUUGUUGUCAUGGGUCGUAAAUCACCGGUAGAGUGAUCCUGCAAGUGGCAAAUACAAAAUAGGUUUAAUUUUGAGAGCUAUAAUUUGGAUUUUAUCUAUUCUUCGUAUGCGUGCAACUAUUGUUUUCGAAAAAGCUCAGCAACAUCGAGUUGAAUUUUCAAUGUUUUUGCGUUGCUUUUGAAUAAACAUAGUUGAAAUCGACACCCUGCCCGUUCUCUCAAUCGCUGCUUAUUGAAACACGACUCGACGAAACAGCUUUUAACAAACACCGUUACGGGCGUUUAGUCUGUGUUUGCUCCCGCGUUUCUUAGUCCGAUCAGCGUGCUCUUAGAAGAUUUAAGCGUUCACGGCGCCAAAAUUAGCACGUCCAUAAUCAUUUUGUUCUUCUCGCAUGUACAAAUUUAAUGCUGGUCAACACGAUGGUGCAUUGAAAUCAGUUGUGACAAUUGUUAUGCUCUUAAACCACAAAUUUGUUUCUCUUUGAGUCUUUCAUUCACUAAAAGUGCCUUCCUCUUGACUUUUUUUUCUCUAUCGCACGAUCUACCUGUUCAUAAAAAUUAAAACUACCAAGGGGAGAAAGUCAUGGAAAUUUUGUUUUUAUGCGAUUCCCCGAGGAGUUGCUUUGAACAUCAUUACCAGAACAAAACCGAAAUUAUAAGGCAAGAUAAUUGGAAAUAGGGUACAAUUUGAGGGUGAUUGCUAUGCCCGAGUUUGAUCGUCCCAUGAAUCUAUUUUUUUACCGUUUAACUCUUGCAGCCCAGUUUUUUAUCUGCCAAAGUGAAAUCUUAACUUGUAAAUUAUUAAUGAAUGUCUAUGGUAAACAGAAGUAAAGGAAUAUAAUUCAUAUUAUUCACUUGGUAUGUGCUUGAGUCUUAACUAUAUUGGACGAGAAAUUUACAAGAUAAAAAGUGUCGUUUUUUGCUCAGUGAACUUUUUUGUAAAAAGUAAUAUCUAGCGAUUUCUUCUCAGUUAAUUGUAAUAUUUUUGUUUAGUCUAAGGUUCGAUUUUAUAUUCUAAAUGCAGUAAAAUAAAAUUAGAAGCAGAGAUAUUGUUGCCUGGCAAACCAUAGUUUUCAUGGGAUUUUACCUAGUGCACAUGCUGUUGCCUUAAUAUUAAUGAUGUCCAUGUGACGAAGAUAUUAAAAAUUGAAUUAUUUUAUUGAUCUUUCAGGUAUUGUAAUCAUGAUUAUAAAAGAUCUUCCCAAGCAAAUGUUGUUUGCAAACACAUAGUGUAUAUCAUUGUUAUUCUUGGCAAAUCUUGGUCAUCAAAUUUAUUCACUGAAAUUGCUAGAAUGAAGUGAAAAUUAUUUUAAGUGGUUCAUUUAUGCAUGAAAAGGUGAUUUGCAUACAUGUCAUGCAACUUUCAUUUAAAUCAUACAUCGUAUGUUUGCUGAAAGCCAUGUGGAAUUACACUUUUGAGAGUUUAAUUUUAGCUUGUUUAAACUUGCGAGUUCCAGUUACCUACAACAUUUGAACUGAUCACUCUCUUACCCUUUGUGAAUUUUCACCAUGAUUUUGAAGUCUAUUUGACAUGCACGUGGCAGUUUAAUAAAAAAUUUCCAAAGCAUGGUCGUUAAUAAGUUGUAUGAAGGACUUUUGUGUUUCAUUAAAUUAACAGCCAUGCAUGUAACAAUGUAUGUGUAACUAACAGGUCAUAUAUUUAAAAACCUGCCCUUAACUUUAGACUUGUAAUAAUUUUAUUCAUCUGCCUUGUUUCCCAUAAUAACAUGUCUAGUAUAAAUACAGGAAAUAACACAGGCAGAUGCAUUAAAUGUCAAUUGUAUUAAAAUGUCUGAUUCAGACGUCUAAACCAAGACGACUACAAAGUAUUGUUUGUAGCAUCAAUAUCAUAUUUUCCUCAUCAAUGGUGACAAAUUUUGUUCUUUGCAUGCUUGAUUAAGUGAUGACAAGAAGACAGUUUUGCUUUUUUUGUUCACUUUUAAACGUGUUGUUUCCAACCUGUAGUACUGUUAUUUGCAUCGUAUUUUAUAGAAACGUUUACAGUGUAGCUUUGAAGAAAAAAAAACAGAAACACUACACAUAUAGUUUUCAGUUACUUUCCUUCUUUAUACUUUUUGGGGGAAGUCUUAAUUUUUUUUCAGAUCAUUGUCAUAACAGUGAUAUAUUUACAUAGCUAAUGUCAUAAUAAAUUAUCAAUUGUGACAGGUGUACAACCCUGAUUUUGUAAUGCAGGUUUUUUAGUCAAGAGGUUAAAUUAAAUUUUAAUUUAAACAUUAAUAAAUACUCCCAAAAAAAGGUUUUUCAGUACCUACUUACAAAUAUAAAUGCAAGCUAUAUCUAACAAGCUUAUAAUUGUUAAAUGCUAACUGUCAUUCGAUCAUUCAUUCAUUACAAGUUUCAAGGCUUUCUUAAAGGCCUUUACAGUUGUAGCGUUUCUAAGGUCUUCGUGUAAUGUGUUCCACAGGGAUACUGAUCUAUAGGCGAAGGUACGUUGGCCAGUGGCUGACCUGAAUAAUGGGAUUUCGAACUUCUCAUUAUUACGGGUUGUGCAAUUAUGUACAGAAGAUCGUUUUUUAAACUUAGCACAUAGGUAUUCAGGAGCUAAAUUGCUGGCACACUUAUAAGCCAUAACAACGUCUCUGAAUUUGAGCAUCUUGCUAACUGGAAGCCAGUUGAGUUGGUCAAGUAAUGGCGUCACGUGGUCAUAUUUCCGAGCACCGCAGAUCAUUUUGCAGGCGAAAUUCUGAAUAAGUUCCAGCUUUUGGAUGUUCUUAGAUGAGGUAUUAGACCACACGGUCGAACAGUAGAGCAUUUUGCUAAAGACAAGAGAUGUAAUAAUUAAAACCAAAGUCUUUCUAUCAAAACAAUAUUUCAGGCGGUUGAUCUGAACCAGUUUAGUCAAGCAAGAAGAGACUAAGUGGGAGAUAUGAGUGUCAUAGGUCAGGUGUAAAUCUAUGUGUACUCCUAGAUCUCUUGCUGAUUCGACAGCCAUAAGAGUCUUUCCAAUACUUUAUACUUAAAUACUAAUACUUUAUACUUUAUACUUGUGUAUUUUGCAUGAUUAGGCCAUUUCGGAAAAUAUCCAUACCGUAUAACAUGGACGGCUUUUGGGAAUUCCAAGGGCAAGGAGGGUGGUUUUAACUAGAAAUCCAAAGGCAUGGUAGAUACUUAUGAUUGGAAUUCCGAAGAUGUGGUUGGUGGACAUCUGAAAUUUCUACAGGGAAAGACAGACAGGAGUUUACAUGUAUUCCUUGAAAAUUCUUUUUGUAUGGACUUAAUCAGUUAGCAAAUAAAGCAUGAUCUGAUGACACUGCUAAUGACCAUGGAAGCAGGAUACAAGACAAGCAUUGAUCGAUCAGCCAUGUGUUCAUUUUCAUUUGCAGAAGAAAACCAAAAUGCUUCAUCAGUAGUUAGCUUCUAUAGCUUGACUAUUAUGUGUAAACCAAAGGACUUGCUAUGAUUCCAUAUCAUAGAGGUAUCAUAUGACUGACUCACCAAACUGAAUGGGAGGAGGCGUUAACAACUCUGAAAUUCCGGGGACAUGGUGUGGGGGGAGGGGGGAUGCAUUUUGGUCAUUCCUGAAGUGAUGGGGGCGGUAAAAUAUGGUAGCCUUCUGUGGUACGGUAUGGAUAUUUUCUAGAAUCACCCAUUAUUUCCAGGAAAAUCUUUUCCCAAAGAACAACUGCUUAUGCUGGCAAAUGUGUUGGAACCUUUUGCAUUUAGCAAGUAUGGAAGUUUGUAUUUUCAGCUUAUUAAGUGUUGCAACUGCACUCUCUAAAUAUCAACUUUGACAUGACUGUUUUUGUACCAAAUCGAGAAUAAAAUUAUUAAGAAUGUAAUAACACUAAUAAUGAUGAUAAUGAUAAUGAUGAUAAUAAUAAUAAUAAUAACAACAAUAAUAAUAAUAACAUAAUGAUGAUGACAAUAUCUUAUUUUUUAAUCUUUUAGUAUAGUAUUGUGGGAUAUAUUUUGAGUCAUGCCUCCAUUGUAUUGUGGUCAAAACCUAAAGCCAGGAGUGUUAACUAAUUAGAAAAAAAAAUCAUUUUUUACUUCAGAUAAGAGAGUAUGAAAAACUACAGUUUCAGGAAGACAGGUUGAAGAUGGCACGAGAAAUAUUUGACAAAUACAUCAUGAUUGAGCUCCUUGCAUGUUCACAUGUAAGUGUUUAAGUAAUUGAUCUUUUAUGAGUAUUUUUAUGUAUGUAUGUAGGUUCUGUUAUUUGUUUAGUAAUGCAGUUCAGCUAAAUGUAUUUCCUUUAAGAAUAAUAUAAUGGCUUUAAUGCUAAUUAGGGCUGUCACUUAGAUUUCAAGUUGGCAAAUACAUGCAAACAGGGAGCUUGAACCAUUAUUUUCCCAGUGGAUGAAGAAAGUUGUUGGCGCUCUGUGUUGUCUAGCAACGCAAACGGUGCACAAAACAUUUUUUGAAAGGGAACCUCCACUCUUACUACAGAAUAAGUUUAAAUCGAAUAAAAUUAUGUUGAUAAACAAAUUUGUUCGAAAUUUGUCUUAAAAAAAGUGUUUAUAUCAGAAAAAGUGAAUUUUAAAAUCGCUUAUUUUUCUUUUUCAAAUUUUUAUGCGCCAUUAUCUUGAAUAAUUGUGACGUGUUACGGUUGCUCUAUUGUUCUGACACAAAGAGCUUUUGUUUAAUAACAAUAGGGCAACCAUUACACGUCACAAUUAUUCAAGAUGGCGAUGCCUGCAAAAUUUGAAAACAAAAAUAGGCGAAUCUAAAAGUUAUUUCUUUCGGAUACAAACGCUUUCUUUAAAAAUAUUUUAGAUUGACUUGACUGUAACAGUUAUUUCCUGUGAUUUAAAGUUAUCUUUUUGUUGAAGUGGAGGUUCCCUUUAAAAGGGGAGCACCUACAUGUAGAGAAGGGAGACUAAUGAUGUUUGAACAAACUGGACAAAAGAGAAACCUUAAAAAUACUAGACUAAAAUUGUGAAAAGCAGCAAAAGGUGAGACCAACUAUCCCUGUACACCAACAUGGGGAAAUGACAGAAAGAUACUAGUACAACUUCAACUGAUGUACCUAACAAUUUACCAACUAAGAUAAAUAUGAGCUGUAUAAGAGACCAAUUUAAACCUGUCUAAAAGAUCAAUGGAGAGGCAGAACAAGACAAGGCAAGCAUCAUAUAUAUCAACUGACAUUCUGAGGAUUGUAGGAAGACAUUUAAGACAAACAGCUUUAUCAACAAAUUGACCUACAGCAAAAUAUUAAGAGUUUGUAUAAUUAUUUCAUAUUACAGUCGUUUUCCCAAAGUGCUCUGGAACAAGUUCAAAGUUCAAUUAUGAAGAAAACAAAAGAGCUUCCAUCAACGUUAUUUGAGGUAAGAAAGUAAUAAAGUAUUUCAUAAUUUGUCUCUAUUUGAUGUCCAGGGAAAAUAAGCCAGUAAGCUUGGUUGUUUAGGAUGUUCAUGGUUUUUACACAGUCUUGGAUUCCUGGAAGAGUCUUGUAAUUUGCAAUCCAGUUGUCCAGAUCAGAAAGUGUAAAAAGUAAAGAUACAAUUGUUAAUUCUAAUAAAGUCUUGAAAAAUGGUAAAAAGUCUGUUACUUUUUGUUUCAAGAUUGCAUUAAGUGGGUAAUUGCUUAAGUAAAGUUUUUUAGUAGUCAAAUCCUAUCAACAGAACUCUCUUAUGUCCACAUUGCUCUAUGGUUACUAUACAGUUGCAGUGCAUUAUGGGUAAAGCUUGUUUCCUGAAUUUUUCAAGGGUUCUAUCAAUGAUUGAUUUGAUUACCUCAAGUCUGGAAAAAGAAUAUUAUUAAAUUAGUCUUUUGCAAAUGCAUAAAUCCUGGAUGCUCCUAUUGUUGAUUUUUUUCCUGGAAUUGUCUUACUCCUGUCUAUUCUCCCCCCUUGAUUUUCCCCAAUGAGGGUUGACUGGUUAUAACCCACAUGAGGGGUGGCGAAUGGUAAAAUCUGAGACUCGCCGAGACGCCGAGAUCCUAGUUAGAAAUCCGAGCCCGAGACUCUUUGGGAAAAAGUUUAGAGACUCAAAAAAAGUAAAAACAAACCAUGCAAAAACGAGACUUCGAGACUUAUCAAAAACGCUUCCGAGAUUUCGAGAUCCUGCCAAAAUUUUCCGAGACCCAUGUUUUUCGAGGUACCAUUCGCCACCCCUCACAUGAUCCCUUUUAGCAUGUCCAGUUAAGCUUUGUCCAUAAGCUCUCUUUCUCUUUACAUUUCUCCCUCUUCUGCCAUUCUUUCCUAUUCUUCCAGCUGUUAAAAUUAUCAGGAAGAUAGUACAGUGAAGGUUUUCAUUAAGAAUUCUAGUAGCAGGAGAAAGGUGUAACACUACAGGAGAAUAUUUUGAAAGAGGCUCGACAUAUCAAUAAAAAUUAGUCAUAGAGGCUACUGAACAUCAGGUGGAUAAUUCUGCAUAGUAAACAGACAAUUCUCCAAUCUCCAACGCUAAAUGAACACCCUGACAGUGUACACAAACAUAUAAGUACCCAAAAAUAAUUAGAUUUAAAAGGAAAAUUUAUAAGUAAUUUUAGUUGCUGAUAUUGGAUAUUAUUCAUUUUUAUUUUUAAAGCCUUACAUGUUAGAAAUCAGAAACAGUUUAAGAGGAUCAAUCUUCCAAAAGUUUUUGAAAAGGUGAGUGUCUCAUACUUUUAUUUACCGGUAUGUUAGUUUUGCGGUUUUUGGCCCUUUUUAGGUUGGUUUUUCAGUUUUUGCACUUUAAAAGCGUGAUCCUUUUGUCAGGUUUUGGUGUCUUUUGCAGUUUGUGGUGUUUCCUUUUUUGGCAUUUGGGUUUUGGCAAAAAUACAAGUGGUUUUUGGUGUCCGAUGCGAUUUUAAAUCCAAGCCAAAGGUGGUCUUUGACUGACCUUGUGCUUAAUCUGCCUUCAACAGCUGCAUGCCAAAAGGCACCUGCAAAUACUACUUCUCCCUACCCAAAUCCUAUUGCACGCGACAGGUUUAUAUGAACGGGGUAAAGGUGGCUUUGGUUGUUUGCUUAUUGAGUUUUCAAUAAUUUAUUGUAUUAUAACAUUGCAUUUCACUACAAUGCAGCUAAUGACUUUUAUUUUCAAUCUAGUGACAGAUAUAUCAGAUUUUGUCAGUGGAAAAAUGUGGAGCUAAAUAUUAACGUACGUUGGCAUCUAUCACUUAAAUGUGUGAACAUGUACUUGAAUCAAGACACAAUGUACAGAAUGUACUUGCAGAGUCUGUAAUAUUAGAGGACUCAAUAUAUAGUCUUAAAUAAUUACAGUUCUGGUCAAAAAGUAAAUUACACUACCAGUCUUGUCUUGUUUCUUGUGAGGUGAGCAUCUCAUUGUGUGAGACAAGUGGUCUUGUCUUGCGAGAAUCAAUAAAGUUUGUUAUUUUUAUUUACAUUGUAUUGAGCAGAGUGAGAUAAAUGUGUUCCUUUCAAUUGUCAUAGUUUUGAUCUGCUUCUACGUGUAAUUAGGGCACAGAAGAUGUUUGGUUGUGCUAUUUGCGAAUGUGGCACUUGAAAGAGUCUUGUCUCUAUUAAAGCUGAGAUGCUAAUCUUUUGAGAUGAGACUUCAACUCUCAAGAUGAGAUGCUCAUCUAGCCAGAGGAUAUUAACUUAUGUACUUUAAGAUACUUACACCCAAUAUUUUUAAUGCAAUCACUAUCAUUUUGAAGGAUGUAAUAUGCUAAUUUAGUCAACUUUGCUCUUUCCUCAGCUAACCAUGAAUGAUUUUAGUGUACAUAGAAUUAUUGGCCGUGGUGGAUUUGGAGAGGUGUAUGGCUGUAGAAAGGCUGACACAGGAAAAAUGUAAGACUAGUAAUUGUGUAAUUUUGAAUGGUUCAGCUUCUUAAGCAAGAAUGUUCUAACCCAGUGCCUGUGAAUUUGAAACUUGAACAGGCUUAUUAAGAUUACUCUCAAUUUGGCCAGUAAUUAUGAUCAGAGGUACAUUGUACAUGUGGCCUAAUUCAGAAUUAUAGGUGAGUCGAUCAGUGUUUAGUCGGUUUGGACAGUGGGUGUUGUUGAGAACUUUUUGCACUGAAAUUUUUUAAAUUAAAAUUAAUAAAAAAAUGUGGUUGUAAAACAAAGCAAAAUAAUGUUUCAUUGGUUUGAAGAUAGUUCUUUACAAUAAAGUGAAAUUUUAACAUUGUUUCAUUAUAAUGAACAAGAAAACCUACCUUGUGGUAUGUAUUCUGCUCUCCCUUAGUCUUAGUCUUUCUGUGUGGGUUUCCUUUUUGUUCACCAACAACUGUAACUUGAGCUUGGGCCUGUUGUGGUCUUAUCUGGAAAAAAAGAGACCCACCUUUUGGUCUGAGAUGCUUUGAGUUGGCAGUUCCGCAUAAAAUUGUUCAAAAUACUUUGUUAUUGUUUGGUCCGAUUGGAAUUCUAUCCAUUUUAUUUGCUUGAUCCAGUCAUUAUAUUUUACCCUGUCACAACUAGUACUGUAGAGCAGGAAUUAAAUGAUGGCACAGCACACUAACUGCAUGGUACAUUUUUGUCAUUUAAAUGCAAAUUUAUGAUCAUAAUUUUUUCCAUAAUGCAAGGUGUCAUUUGUGUCAUGUGGCUUGUUUUGAGACUGCCUUAAGUGUUAUAGCUUGCAAUGUAAACAGAGCUUUUCAAGAUCUCCUAGCAUAAUCAUUGAACCAUAACAUUCCUUUUUUGUUGCAUCAUUAAGGUAUGCCAUGAAAUGCCUUGACAAGAAGAGAAUCAAGCUAAAGCAGGGAGAAACUUUGGCAUUAAAUGAGAGGAUUAUGCUCUCCAUGGUAAGUAUUUUGUGAAAGAUCUUAAAUCCAUUUCAAACCUCCUGCCACUGUCAUACUAAGCUCAUAAUAAUUGUAUUCUGAAGUCCCCUAUUUUCUUGAUUACAUGCUGGGCCCUCAGUAAACAGCUGGUGUAACACAGGAAGUUGUACAUAAGCACACUAACCAAAAAGACCAGGCCCUGGUUGUCUAAAUGCUGUAUAGCGCUAUCCAUUGGAUAAUCACUAUCCAGUGGAUAAGUAAUUAGGAAACCAAUUGUGUUAUCCACUCCACUUUUUGAACAACUGGGGCAAGGGAAAUAUUCUUCGUAUGCAAAUAAUUGCCUCUGAUGUCACCAUUUGUUUCUGGUGUCUGUCCAAUUUCUUUUAAGUCAGCUGCUAUGUUUUAUUCCCAUGUAUCUCAAAGAGACUUGUUUAGUUUCAUUGAUCGUGUCCACCAAGGCAAUCGAUAGCUUUAAAUUGACCUUCAUGUUUUUAAUGUCAGUGAUGGUUUUUGUUGUUUUUUCAUUAAUCAUCCUGUUUCAAUUGCUUUUUUUCAGGUCAACAAUCCUUUUAUUGUGUGUAUGACAUAUGCCUUCCAAACUCCAGACAAACUGUGUUUUGUGUUGGACUUAAUGAAUGGUAGGUAUUGCAGUACGUGUGGCUUUCCGCUGGCUGAGAAAUAAAUGACGCUGGUAACUUUUUUGUUACAUACAGUAGGGAGUAUGACUGUGUUCUAGUGUGUAGGGAUCUUCAUGUCAGAUACUCAUUGAAAACUCAGUUUGUUUUCUGGCCAUUGUCUUACCUGCCCCACCCCCCUCCAUAAGCCUUCCAUGUGUUUUCAAGUUGUUUUAGCAUUUCAAGUUGUGCGAUAGUUACAAUAUUGAUGCUAGCCUCAGUUCUUGUUAGCUGGUUUCACAGCUGUUGUAUAUCUAUUAGAAGUAGUAUUUCUGAUUAGUACAGUGGUGAUUAUAUAUAAUGUCAGGCUUAAUGUUUUGGCUUGGCAUGGCUGUCAGUUGUUUGUGUGCAAAACCAUUGUUAUAAGAUUGAGAGUCACUUGGAGCACUUUUCCCCACACUCCUAUAUUUUUGUGCAUUAUGUUAUGUGCACUGCCCUCCCUAACCUUAAUGUAGAUUUGGCCCAGGAUUUUCAAAUGUUUUUUAACAGUAGAAGGGCUUCCCAAAAUUGAGUAGGAGGGGAAAGUUAGAAGGUUGGUUUGAGAAGAGGGCGGGUACUGCGCUCAGAGUAAAUUGGUUCUGGUACGCAGCUCCCAUCUUCUUAUGAAACCAGCCAAAGAUGAGUCUUGGAAAUGUGAUAAGUAAAAUAUUGCUGUGUCCUUUGUAGCCCACAAACACAAAUUUAGAGAAAAGAGAAUUACAAUAAGAGCUCUUUGUUCUAGCCUUAGCUGGGUGGGGAGGGGAUAGGGGUAGAUUUUGUUAAUCUAACUUCUGGGAUAACGGGUCAGGAACAGUUCUUGUGUGAUCACACAGGAAUUCUAAACAGUGAUAAAACUAAUUUGUUACUUUUAUUAAUGUUUAUAAAACUCCUUUUGUAGGUGGUGAUUUGCAUUACCAUUUGUCACAGCAUGGUGUCUUUAGUGAAGAAAAUGUGAGUGGCACUAUACGGUCGAACCUUGAUUAUCUGGACUCAUGGGACUUGAGUAAACAGUCCGGAUAAUUGAGAGUCUGGAUAAUCGAAAAUAUGAAUACAAUAAUGUAAAAAAACAAAAGUUAAUUUUAAUUAGCUCUUACUUGCAUUUAUGUACGGUCUUUAUGUAUUGUGUAUUUACAAAUACAACAGUUACUGUUUCAAGUGUUCAUGUUUGAAACAGAUUAAAAUAGUGUUUUAAACACACGUUUGGAAGGAUUAAUGAGCUUUUUAUUCGUUUCAAUUUUUAAGGAUCACAUUUUAUUAAUAUUCAUGAAAAAAUGGGACCAGGGAAAUGAGUCUGGAUAAUCAAGGUCCGACUGCAUGAGUUACAUGUGAUACUUUUUUUCAACUUGGCUAGCCGCGUAAAAUAAUCUUAUGUCCAGAUUCCCUAGGCUUGUUAGUUUUCAGCAGGUGCUUCGCCUGUCAGCCAAUUGCAAGGAAUCUAGUUACUGUUCAUUUGGUUAAAGUUUGUAGUGGAACAGUUUUUAAAACCUUUUUGUUUGAAAAGUUUUUACUGAUUCGUGAUCUAAUUCUGAUUCUAAUGUCUUUUUUAAUCCAAAAACCAGAAUAUUAGUUAAGGUCUGUUGAAUGUAGAUUAUUGUAAUAUUAGAAGAAUAAAAAGAACUUAGUUUAACUUGAAGCUGUCUUGUAUCUUUUGUUGUUUUUUACAGGUAAGGUUCUAUGCUUCAGAAAUAAUUCUUGGAUUGGAGCACAUGCACGAUAGAAAAAUUUGCUAUAGGGAUCUUAAGGUAAAAAGACACAAGUUAAAAUACAUCCUAACUAUGAUUAAGCUUGUUAAGCUUAUGUUGCAUAAUAUAGUUGAGUUUAACAGCUUAACAGGUAUCCUGCAAGGCCAAACUAGGUACUGAUGUUGUAGGUAUAAUCUUCUCUCAGCGAACCAACUUGAUAAAGAAUUUCCUUUGUUUUCUAGUCCUACUCAUUCACAGGUUCAAAGAAAAUUCUGUUUAACCUGAGAAUAGGCUUAACUACUUAACAGAUGUCUGUCUAUUAACUGCACGUGGCAAAACCAAAUCCAGGCUUUUUUUCGGGUCCCUAUGCAAUGAUAGUUGAAAUCUUGCGUAAACUGUUAUCUUACCUUAAAAAAAAAAUUAAAAAGUACUUACCCUUUCUUCCGUCUUUGUUGGUUUUUUUCAAUAUUCUUGACAUCUUCACUCUUUAAAAUUUGUAAAAGAAAGUCUUGACUUUCACUGAAAGUGACGGCGGCGGGAAAAUGAUGUGUCAUGUGACCUUUUUGUCUAUAUUUGGUUAGAAUGAAUAACGCCAGUAGUAACGCUUCUUCGUGGCUGUCACACUGUCGGUAGAAGUUUAAGGCCAUCCUCUUUUUUUCCCCUCCGUUUAGCGUCGUCUGGCCGACCCAAAUUUUUGGCAUUUUCCAAAAAAAAAGUAACGACGUAGUUAAACCAUUUUCCACUUGAAAUAAUUUUUUUAAUCUCAAAAAUGGGCAUAGUAACAGCAUAGAGAAAAACAGUAACAUUUUUUACAGUAUAUUGUGCAUUUUGUUAAUCCAAAUUUGUGAAUGUUAACUUUUAACGUCAUCCUGGGGUAACAGGGCCUCCUAUUCCGAGACUUCUUGUGAUUUUUUUCUUAGGUUUUUUUUUUCAAUCCAACCGACCGACCCAACAUCAGGAAACGCAUUCGACGCUAAACGAAAAAAGAAAGGGGGAUGGCCUAAUACUAAAGCAGGAAGCUGUAGUCUGUUUCUCAUGUGGACAAAAUUAAACAAGUCGUUAUGAAGAGCUUCACUUUUUUCUUGCAGCAAUUUUUCUUAUAUAGUUGGGCUUAACGCUUAUGGAAAGGAAAGUUUGAAAGAAGAAAUAAAAAAGAUUUAAAAAAAUAAUAAAAGCUGGUAAAAACCGAAAAUGGGCGGAGGAAUCAAAAAAGGGCAAUGAAUUCACAAAUUCCGUCCUAGUUUUUAGAAAAACUGAUCAAAGCAAGUCUUAUUAACCGCUUUGAAUCGCACCCUCAACUUUAACUAAUCUACAUUAGUUAAGAUUGAUCCACAAAAUAAUAUAAACCGUUUUGAAAACCGUUUUUUACGACACCUUUUCACGAGUAGACCAACACAGUAAAUGCAAUACCGAAAAAAAAGGAAAGCGUGGCAACCCGAAAGUCCACUUUUUAUUAUUAUUUUUUUAAAUGAAAAUUAGAAAAAAAAUGAACGUUCAGGCAGGUGAACCGCUAACACACUGAAACUGCAAAACGCAGAUUUCGAGAGCAACAUUUGUAACCGUACCCUGCCAACAGAGUCUCCUUCGAUCUUCCUAAAUAAGACGGGAAGAGGAAGGAAAGAUCGAAGCGACUCUGCUAGUAGGGUGUUGUAACCGAAGUACGACAUUUUAAUAUUUCGUGAUAACGGACACAGAUGACGUAAAACAAAAGAACAAAAAUCAUGAAACAAAGCCAAACAGAUUUUACCGAUGAACAGAAAACAAAGAGGUCUUUUGUUUUUACCCUAAACUCCGCAAGGACGGUUUGAUAGGUGUCAUUCGAUUAACAACGAUCUAAUGUGGCUUUUUUUUCUCUUGGUUUACAGCCUGCCAAUAUCCUGCUAGAUGAACACGGCCAUGUCAGAAUAUCAGAUCUUGGUCUUGCUUGUGACUUUUCGAAGAAAAAGCCCCAUGCCAGCGUGUAAGUACGACAGUGUAUGAAUGAAAUAACCGAAAUCGACGCCCAGCUCUUGUGUCGCCUGUGUAUCUAAGAGGAGUAUUAAUUUUUUGGUUUGUUUUAGCCGGUCUUAUUAUAUACGAAUCUCUCUUCUUCACAACUUUUUCUCACGCAUUAUCAUUUCAAAUGGUUUCCGUUUCUAAGGAGCUAACGUACAUUUUGUAGGAAAAAAAUCUUUUUUCAGGGUUGUGAUGUCCCGUUGAAACUGAGAAAUCUUUAAGAGAUGACGCCCACAUUGUGCCGGCUACAUGUAGCGUCGCGGAAAAGUUUCUCGAAAAAUCCUGUAAAGGUCGCUGCCAAAAUCUGACAGGAUCAAAAAAUGUUCAAAGGCAGUAAGGUUUCGGAUUAGUGUAGCCUCUGUACGGGUAGCUGGCCUGAAUUUCGGCCCACUCCUCGCAAACUCCCGUACUGGAUAGGCCAAAUCCUUAGGGAGCUCAAGCAACGACGACGGCGGCGGCAACGAGAACGGCAAAAAAUCAAUAGGUACUUUUUUUUUGCCGUCGUUGCACGACUACAACGAGGAAGUGCCUAGAUUCACGUUUUGUCGAGGACAUGAACGCAAGAAAACAACUUUCGUUUUCUUUUCCUGAACUUUGAUACAGUCCUUUAGAAUUCAACUCCCAAAAAAUUUUGCCAACAUUUGACGAAUUUAACGAGAUGGAAUAAGCGCGAAUUCGCUUUUUAAGUGACGUUUUCGCAGCCGUCGCCGUCGUCGUUGCAGUGUGCAUGCGUAUCAUCCGUGCUCCCCAGGAUGUUCCAAUCGUUUGACACGUUCAGUUCUUUCUCCGCAGCGGAACCCAUGGUUAUAUGGCCCCCGAAGUUCUGAAGAAAGGUGAGGCAUAUGAUUCCUGUGCGGACUGGUUUUCUCUCGGAUGUAUGCUCUUCAAAUUGCUGGUUGGGUAGGUAUACUAUGGAAUUUUUACAAAUCUGAUUUGAAGUGAUGACUUAACUCUGAGGGAACAUAGUUAAUACAGUUGGGCGCUGAUCUCAAGCGACCGGUUUAUCAAAAAAGCCCAGGAACCAGUGCCUGGGUACCAGCGCAAAAUGGUGUUGUGUUCGCACCUUGAGUGCCUGAUAUGUGACUGCGUACAUAGUUACUCCAAUUCGCCCCAUCAGACGCCAUUUUGAAACGUCAGCUUAUAAUUAGCAGCGAGUACAAAGCAGUGGACUGCCAUAUUACUUGCAAAAACAGUGUGCACAAAGGGACCCGGUGCCCACUUUUUUGUGCACGAGAACAAGGUCUUGACCUUGUACUCGGGUACCGGCACCGUGCCCGAAUACGGGCAUGGGCACUUGAAAAAGGGUGUGUUCACAUAAGUGUCCUACAGCGAGUACUCUUCUCGGGCACCGUGCCUGGGCACCAGCACUGCCCAUUCAAAAGUCCUUCUAAAACUGAUGAAAAGAAACACAAACUGUCGAAAUCACGCGUCUGUCUCAAGUAAAAGGAAUUCCUGUUGCCUUGCCUUUAUUUUUCAUUCGCGUCGGGGACCAGACAACAGCCCCACAGUUCAAUUCGAGUCAACUACCGACCCAGUCUCAAAUCGGGCUAAUAGUGACGUUUGGCUUUUUCAUUUACAGACACAGUCCAUUCAGACAGCACAAAACAAAAGACAAGCAUGAGAUUGAUAGAUUAACACUAACUUACGUAAGUAUGGUUAACAUAAAAAGUCAACUUUAAGUACUAAUUGGCGACAGUAUUUUACGUCUGCAUUUGGAGACGGGACCGCCUUUUUACGUGGUCAUCCUAACCACGCAAAGGUCUAGCCAUUUGCAGAGCAAAGGGAGUAACUUCAUUUCUCAAUUAUUUAAAGACACUGAGGAAUGGUCCGGCCCCGGAAAUCGAACUCGCGACCUCCCGCUCUGCAGUCAAGUGCUCUACCGACUAAGCUAAUCCUGCCGCGGUUAAUACCUCAGUCACAUGUAGAAUUUGCGGUCAAAAUAAGAUUCUGGGGUUUAACUCAAAAAAGGUAAAAUAGUGGAUAGAUGACAUGCUAGGAGACUGUUGUGCUUGUUCAGGUUGGAUUAAUCCAUGAAAUUGUCACUUAACCUACACUAAAAUGAUGUUAAGGCUGUUGUGUCGCGUGGUGAAAUGACGGGCUACGCAAUUGGUAAAAACAUUGUUGUAACUGGAGUCAAAAUAAACACAUAGUCGCCAUUUGGACAUCUCAUUAAACACCUCGUUUGUCCCCAAAAGUUUGGCAUAACUUUUGUUUUUCAUUUCUCCUGGAUAUUGCAGUUGGUAAGAUUAAAGACAAUGGUAAUGCUAAAUGGGGGCCAAACAAGAUGCAUUAUGGGAGAUGUGCAAAUGGCGAAUAAGUAAUAAUUAGUUGAAGAAGACCAAUUCCACUUGUAUUCAACGUGUUGUAUGAUUUUUACUCUUGCAGGAUGUGGAGUACCCAGAAUCCUUUUCAGAGAACAUGAAGUCGUUACUUGCAGGACUUCUCAAUCGAGAUGUCCCCAGCAGGCUUGGCUGCACAGGCUCAGGGUAACUUGGUUUAUUCUAUUUGUUGCAGUGUUAUACCAACAAAUUACUCUAGAAACCAAAAUACAGUCGAACCUCCUCUAACUGUCCCCUCUCCACAACGGCCACUGUUUCUGGCGGACAGACCUUGGAACCUCUGCACAACGGCCACGUUGGGGACAUAAGAAAGUGGCCUUUGUAGAGAAGUUUAAACAAGAGUCAAUGUAUGCACUGUCCGCGCAAAAAACGUGGCCUUUGUUGAGUGGUUGCCGUUGUGGAGAGGUGGCCGUUAGUGGAAGUUCGACUGUACAGUCAAACCUAGGGAGAAGAAGAGGUAGCAAUGUUCAAAACAUGAAUGCUCCGCCAUCCAUAUACACGGUGUAUGUGACAUUGUAUAUGAGGGUCUGGAUUUUGAACUCAGAGCCUUAUUGCUUUUCUAUUUUCUUCGCAGAGCAAGAGAAGUGAAAGAUCAUACUUUUUUUAAAGAACUGGAUUGGAAGCUGGUUGAACUCUUAAAGGUAAGAGGCCAUGUUGCUAGAUAGAAACCAACUUAGCGGGACGAAAAACGUUAAUCUACUGUUAACCUGCCUUCAGUCGUUCUUUUGUUGAUGUGGGAGCGUACGUAGGGAGUGCAAAUUUUGGAGAAGGUGGGAAUGGUGGCCCUGCGAGCGAAAUUGCUUAAUUGCCGGCGUAAUGUGUAUUAUAAGCCAUAUACAGCUGAUUGGAAAGGUUGUUACAAGCUUCAAGGUUUACAUUCGCCGCUUUAGGAACGAGAAAGGAACUGGUCCGAGUUAUGUUUCGCAAAGGCUUCUGGGACCGUUACUAAGGAAAGGGGAAAAAUUGGCCAAUAGCUGACCGCCGCGUCCCCUUUAACGAUCCCAGAAACAAUUGCGGGACGCAUUUCGGCUCCAGCUCCCUUCUUGUUUCUGAAGUGGCGAAUGACAAUGCCGAAACGGAGUCUGGGGUAUCUGAAUAAAUCAGCCCGUAAAGUAUAUCGUCUUAGUCGCGAGUGUUAGUCGUCUCCGUGUGUCGUGAGCACGUCAAUAAAUGAAUCUUAACAAGUAAACAACAGAGACUGAAUCAAUUAACUUAAGGACUUCUAUCUCAGAAUGCUUCGUUUAUGGUUCUUUUCCCACGUCACUGAAACGCUUAGUCAAGAAAGUACUUUUUAAGUUUUUUGUGACAACCAUUCUCAAAUCAACUGAGCAUUCCUGGUCACUCCUUCCUUCAAAAACUUGAUUAUUAUGUUUUUCUGUCAUGUUUCGGUGAACUUUCCUGAAUGAAUCUUACUCAUAAACAAAGGGCCAUUUAUAGCAGGAAAAAUAAGACGCGUCCUAAAUAAGACGCAAACUGUCCCUUAUAAACACGAUAGGCAACAUUCAUUUUUCGUCUGAAAUAAGACGCGACUUGACUGAGACGCGUCUUGUCUCAGGGUAAAGCGAUACCAGAAAAGUAAAAAAAUCAUUUUUUACAGCUUGCCAUUUGGGCAAGCUGAAAUAUUUACCAUCAAUGAAAGCGUAUUAUUGCCGAAUGAUUAAAAGUUUCAGCUAAACGCUCUUGUAUUAAGCCCAGAUGUCACCUUUCUUCUAUCCCCGAAAAUUUUUGUUUAUGGUUUUUUUCCCACGUCACUGAAACGCUUAGUCAAGAAAGUACUUUUUAAGUUUUUUGUGACAACCAUUCUCAAAUCAACUGAGCAUUCCUGGAAAAACUUUCGUCUUCGGUGAACUUUCCUGAAUGAAUCUUACUAGGGCCAUUUAUAGCAGGAAAAAUAAGACGCGUCCUAAAUAAGACGCAAACUGUCCCUUAUAAACGGCACAUUCAUUUUCGUCUGAAAUAAGACGCGACUUGACUAAGACGCGUCUUGUCUAAAACACAAAAAAACAUUUUCGCCUCAAUAUUUGGCGGAGUGAAUUGCGUAAUACGUUUUGAAUUAAGCCCUGUCGGGGUUAAAACUUUGCUUGUCCCUGACGACUACUUCUGUUGACAGAGUCAUUUUUACCAUUGUUAUGCCAUCUGUUCACACAGUACCCGCCACCACUCGUCCCUCCUAGAGGUGAAGUUAAUGCCGCUGACGCAUUUGAUAUCGGCUCGUUUGACGAGGAUGACGUCAAAGGCAUCAAGGUAAUAUUCUUGGCUUAUGACCACGUGACAAGGCGGCCAUGUUGGUUAAUAACCUCGUUUCCAUGGCUCUCUGAAGAAAGAGAACCGUGGGAACGAGGUUGGUUGGUUGACAAAACAAUACAUUGUUUUACAUAAUUUGCAUGAAAAUCAGUUUAGUUCUUAGCGGGAGGGAGCACUUUUGGUCUUUUCAGCCAACAUUCAGUUGCCAACCAGCAAUAGUAAUACAAAAGAAUGGUUAGAGCGAAUGGUUGGGCUGAAUGAGACCUUUUAUUUUAAUUCCUGUUUAUAUGAAGGCACGCGCACUUCGCUCGAAAAUCGGACGCAAGCGCUUCGUGCCUUGAAAACCAAUAUUGAGAAAAAACUGACUGCUUUGCAGUCUUGUUCAGUUACCACCGCACGAGAGUCCAGUUGCUUACCGGAAAGGCUUGUUCAGCGACCAAGGGAAAAGAUGGUAACUCUUUACCUUCAACGAUGCUUGAGUUAAAAAAAACACAUAUUGUAACGAAUGAAAAUGGCUACUUUUCCUUUAAGAUGACGGAACAAGACCAGGAGAUUUAUAAAGAUUUCAACUUAACGGUGUCAGAGAGAUGGCAGCAAGAAAUUGCUGGUAUGUUUUGAUAGAUACCUCUUAAUCUCGACUAAAUGGUCAAUCAAAUCAACAACUUGAGUUUGACACAGUCGAACCUUCCCAGUGGCGGAUCCAGGGGGGGACGCCCCCCCUUUAUUUUUAGACCAAACUGAGGCCUGAAGGGCCGAAAAAACUUUGUGGAGACUUUCCCCUCCUUAUCUCAGGGUCUUGAUGACCAGCCCUGCCCCCCUUUAUCUUAAUGUCUGGAUCCGGCACUGCUCCCCGCACCUCCCCGUAAUUGACCACCCAAAAUGGUCGCUUACGAGAAUAACCACAGGGUUGUCUUCUGAGAAGAGGCCCCGACACAUCUACUUUUUGGCAGAGAAUUUAUAGACCUUUCCCGCAUUCCUGUAAACAAAGGCAUCAAGUCGAGGCUUGGGUGGACAAAUACAGUGAUUUGUAUGAAAUUGUCCACCCGAACCUCGACCUCAUUUUUUAAUGUUUGCUCACUGGAGCGGAAUGCGGGAAAGGACUAUUGCAUGCAAUUUCUAAGUCACCAUUAUCAAAUGUAGCGACAUGUUCUCACUGAAAGUUCUUCGUGUACUCGGAGUCGCGUAGUACAUGUUGUAGAUAGGUGAUCGUUUACGAGAGGUGGUCGCACAAGGAGUUUCGACUGUACCAUCAACUGAUGAUAUCGAAUUUACCUUUAUACGAUGUUUAUUUCUGUGUAAUCUGUUUUAAAUUGCAGAAACCGUAUUCAAGGUUGUCAAUGAGGAACACGAUAAAUUGGAAGCCAAGAAGAAGGCAAAACAUCAGAAUUCAAUAACGGGUAAGAAAUACAUGAAUUUGGAAUGUUUCACGUGCACAGGAUUUUGUCCAACUUCUCAAAAGUUACCGUAGGGUUACCUUUCUCUGUAGAUCUUUAUAACAAUGAAAGGCUUAAUGCGGAAUUGGAGGCUGAGGAUUUCGUGGAGUAUUAAAAAGACUGACAUUUGUUUGUCUGUUAAACAAACAAGCAAGGAUGAUGCGCGACUAGAUGUUCAGAGGGAUCGGAUACCCACCUAGAAAAUUCGGUCCGCUUUUUAGCAGUGGACGUAGAAAGUGUCCUUGAUCAGCAUUUUUAUAACAGAAUUCAUGACUCAGUUUCUAACAAAUUCUUACGUACUUUUUUCACGUCUUUAGUUGCAGAAGAUGGUGACCACUUGUUGGAAGGUUAUUUGUACAAAUUAGGAGGAACUUUGAUGAGCAACUGGCCGAGAAAAUACUUCCACCUCUUUCCUAAUCGACUGGAAUGGCGAGGCGAACAGGCUGGGGUAUGUUUUCUGUUUCCUAUGAAAGUAUCCGGGGGUCAUGCUCAUGGCAGCCAGGGCGGAAAUUACCUGCUCUUAGUGACAGCUCUGAUUGCUGUUUUAGAGAGUCAUUAAUCUACCCUACUUCUCUCUUAAAGGCUUACCGGUCCCUUCACACUUCUUUACAAGAUAUUGAUGAACUCUUCAGAUGUUAUUAACAGGCAUGAAAAAUAUUAGGACCAUUAGUCAUAAAGUGUGAGGUUCUCUUCUGAUGAAGGUCAUGCUGUUCUUUGUAUCGUUAGCAAAUGCCCAGUCUUUUAUGUAUGGAGAACAUUACAGGAGUUGAAGAAACUCAAGUCAAAGGCUUUAAAUGUAUAAAGAUCAGCACAAACAUCCGGGAUAACAGGGAUCACAUCCUUAGAGCAGAGGUACUCGUAGCAAAAGUACAAUCAUGAUAGAAACACCGUAAUUUUUAGGGAGUCAUUUUAACUCCGAAAAUGGAAUAAAAAUUUUAGGUACAGGAUAACCCGUUUUGGGGGGUUACUUUAAAUCCUAUUUUAACUCCGAAUUUGGGUUCAUUUUUACUCCUGAAAAACGAGUUCUUUUUACUCCCAGUCUGGAGUUAAAAUAACUCCGAAAUGGGGUUAUUUUUUCUCCUUACAUGGGUUAUUUUUACUCUUUUUGGAGUUAAUGUAACUCUGAAAGUGGAGUAAAAAUUGUGGGUACAGGAUAACUCCUUUUUUCGGGCUAUUUUAACUCCUCAAUAUCGGGGGUCACUUAUUCCCGAAAAAGAGUGCUUUAUACUCCUUUUUGGAGUUAAAAUAACUCCCCCCAAAAUAACUCCACUGUAAGGAGGUAAAUUAGCCCCACUAGAGGAGUUAUUAUAACUAACUGAAAAUUACUGUGAAGCAAGAUAGUCAGGCCAGUUUAGGUGUUAUUAAAAUAAAUACUUUGCCCAGAGGCUAGGAGGAAUAAACCAAAAGAAAUCAGUUCGACAUUCAGGGAUAAAUAAUUGAUUUCGAAGCAACGGAGUAGGGUAUCAAUUUUAAUGUAUCGAAAUCGGCUCAUUGAUAUGUUAGGCCUCGCUUCCCGGUAUUCAUAUUCUCAAACUUGCCCUGCGGAGGAUGAUUUGCAUAGCAUAAAUUUUCUGCGAAUUUCUGCAGUAGAUUUCUUGGAGAAUUAUUGAUCAUCCUAGAAGCUUACCUUGAUAUCUGACUAUCCACUCAGGACCACGUGAUCAAAUCAAAGAGCACAGAUCAGUUAGUGGAUUGUAAAGGGUUUAUUGUCGUCGGCUUAGAAACAUCUCCUAAAGUUGGGUAGUUAAAGAAGACAAGAACUCACUUAUGAACUGUGGAUAUUGACUGCUAUGAGUAUUGCUAAUCUUUUACUGUUGUUGUUUCUUACCUCUAUUCUAGACCGAGACAGAAUUCCAAGAAUGGAUGAAAGAGAUCAAACAGUCAUUUCAGCAGGCGCAGGUCAUGAUGCGCGCGGGCGCGAAAAUCAUGAGUUCCGGCCACCGUUACAUCACGCAAUACAGCAAAGAGGAAAACGGCCCGGUGUCGCCAUGAUAAAAUAUCGUUCUCACGCACAUCUUCCAUCCUGUAAAUACGCACAGAAUAAAAUCAAAGAGUUCCAACUUGAGAGAACGGGCUUCAAACUGCUACUGUUUUCCCAGUGGCAAAGAACAUGACGUAGUAAAUAGGUGUUGUAUGAUUGGUCAGUACUAUAGAUGUGAAUUACCUACCAUUGCCUGCGUAUAGGCAGAAACAAAGUAUCAUGGAUUGGAGAGAGAAGUUUAGGCGCGAUUGUGGUGUAUGAAUGACGCUAUUCUUCGCGGUCACGUGGCUGAAGACGACGUCGUCACAUGUUUUGUCAUUGGUUCCAUUUAGUUGUUUUAAUUGCCUUUUAAAUGGUGCAGUUCAUCGAGUCAUUGAAAGUAUACGGAAUUUCCCUUUCUGCAGCACCUGCCAAAAGAGAAAAAUUAUCAAUGUCCAUAGGUUUAUUAUGAAAUUUCUCCGUCUUUUACACUUGUACAAAAUUCUAAAUCAAUUCUUAACUUAAGUGAAAGAAUUUCUGUCUGCGUUUAUCUCUUAGCAUCUUAGUAUCGUGAUGGUAGUUGCUGAAAAUAUAAUUAUGUGGAUAGAAUAUCACUUGUAGGAGAGAGAUGUAUGCAGAAGUUAGAAAAAAUAUAGCAGUCUGAGACGCCAACAUCGAACUGAUAUAAGUCCCGCGAUAUUUGCUGGGCAAAUUUCAACCAUAUCGGCAAGCAUUUUAUGAGUCAAACUUUCCGCUGUGUAUAUUUAUUUGCAAGGCAGUUUAAUUUGUAAUGUCGUCUCAAGAUGGUCAUGAAAAAUUGUCUGUACUCUUGUAUAUGAUUCUUUAUGUUCUUGGCAUUGCGUGUCUUCUGAGUAAGAAUUUUCAGUCUUGCUUUGCCGAGUUCAUUUAAAGUAUUUCUUAAGAGAUAUAACAGUGGCGGAUCCA